AUGUCUUCAAUUGCUACUCUUGGCGGAGGUUGUUUUUGGUGCUUGGAAGCUAUUUUUCAACGUGUUAGAGGUGUGGAGAAGGUAGUUUCUGGUUAUAUGGGUGGUCAUGUUACUAAUCCAACCUAUAAUCAAGUUUGUAGUGGAAAGAGUGGUCAUGCAGAAGUUGUCCAAAUUACUUUCCAACCAAGUGAAUUGUCAUACAAGGAAUUGUUAAAUGUUUUCUGGCAAUGCCAUGAUCCAACCACAUUGAAUCGUCAAGGUUAUGAUUCAGGUACUCAAUAUAGAUCUGCCAUUUACUAUCAUGAUGAAACUCAACACACCGAUGCAUUGCAAUCAAAAGAAGAAGCUCAAAAGGAUUUUAAAGAUCCUAUCGUGACUGAAAUUACAAAGGCAUCACAGUUUUAUCCUGCUGAAGAUUAUCAUCAAGAUUAUUUCAAUUUAAAUGAAAAUAAGAAUCCGUAUUGUAAAAUGAUUAGAGGAAAGUUGUCCAAGCUUAAUAUGAAAUAGAUUAGAUUUUUAAUUGAUUUAAUCUUCAAGAAUCUAUUUCAAUUAUUAUAAUUAUUAUUUGUAAAUAAACAAUUUAAAGUGAUUUGAAAUUUGGAGUUUCUUCCUCAUAGGAAUCUUCCACCUCUUGGAAACUAUCUGAUGGGGUGAUAUCUAAAUUGACUGCACUAGAGAAUGCUGUUGAUGAAAUGGAUUUAUCUUCUAUUUCAUUACCAUUAUCCAAUUGUUCAUUUUGAUUAUUAGAUGUUGUUGAUUUGUUUUUGGAUCUUGUUUCUGCAUAUCUGUGCCCAAUUACAACAAAUACUCCAACCAAAAUUAAACCAGCUCCAAUUAAAAUCCAAGGUGAAGGUGAUUCUCCAAACGCAAAAACACCAGUUAUUAUUGCGACAAGAGGAGAAAUAGUUGAAUAAACACCAACAAUGGUUGGUGUAAGCAUUUUGGAAGCAAUUGCACUCAAAGAAAAUUGAACAGCUCCAUAAGGAAUCGCAGCAUAAAGGAUACUAAGAAUUGACCGUAAAUCAACUCGUCUAUAAUUAAAGUUAGGGAAAAAGUAGAGUGAGGAAAUAAAGGAAACUGCCAAGCCAAAGAAGAAUGACCAAAAUGUGACAGUCAAAGGAGGAACUCCCUUAUCUAGUAAGGUUUUUUGAGUUACCAAGUAGAGUGAAUAGCUCAUAGUAUUUCCCAAGAGGCAAAUUAAACCAAACAUGAAGGCAACAUUUGAGGGUGUAAC
Molecule: messenger RNA, 1234 nt
Organism: Naegleria gruberi
Lineage: Eukaryota; Heterolobosea; Eutetramitea; Acrasida; Naegleriidae
Product: methionine sulfoxide reductase A
Exons: 2
Coding region: 1-507 (168 amino acids)
Molecular function (GO): peptide-methionine (S)-S-oxide reductase activity
Source: RefSeq, a predicted model, not a curated record